Messenger RNA from Schistocerca gregaria, 792 nucleotides. The record is from the annotation of a RefSeq genome assembly. NCBI's taxonomy places the organism in Eukaryota, Metazoa, Arthropoda, Insecta, Orthoptera, Acrididae.
AUGUUAACAACUCACUCAAACCACCCAUUCCACUUAGUAGACUAUAGACCUUGACCAUUAACAGGAGCAAUUGGAGCAAUAGUACUAGUAUCAGGACUAGCAAAAUGAUUUCACCUAUUUAAUAUUAACUUAUUCAUAAUCGGAUUUGGAAUUACCCUACUAACCAUAAUUCAAUGAUGACGAGAUGUAGUACGAGAAGGAACAUAUCAAGGAUUACAUACAGGAUUUGUAUCAAUUGGAUUACGAUGGGGAAUAAUUUUAUUUAUCGCAUCAGAGGUGUUAUUUUUCGUUUCUUUUUUUUGAGCAUUCUUUAGAAGAAGAUUAGCACCAACAAUUGAACUAGGAAUACUAUGACCUCCAAUAGGAAUUCAACCCUUUAACCCUAUACAAAUUCCAUUACUUAAUACAGCUAUUCUUUUAGCAUCAGGAGUAACAGUAACAUGAGCACAUCAUAGUUUAAUGGAAUCUAAUCAUACUCAAGCUCUACAAGGAUUAUUCUUCACAGUGUUAUUAGGACUAUACUUUACAAUACUUCAAGCAUAUGAAUAUUGAGAAGCACCUUUUACCAUUGCAGAUGCAGUUUAUGGAUCAACAUUCUUUGUUGCAACAGGAUUCCAUGGUUUACACGUAAUUAUUGGAACAAUCUUUUUAUCAACAUGUCUACUUCGACACUCAAUAAAUCAAUUUUCACCAAGACAUCACUUUGGAUUUGAAGCAGCAGCAUGAUACUGACACUUCGUAGACGUAGUAUGAUUAUUCUUAUAUAUUUCUAUUUAUUGAUGAGGUAGAUAA